AUGGUGCACCGGCGAAUUUGGGUCAAACGACCCGAUGCGUCUGCCACUCUAGUAUCGAUGCCGGAAGACAGUGUCGUUGACGAGCUACGAGAUCAUGUCUUGCGCAAAUAUUCGAAUUCGCUUGGAAGGACAUUUGACUCACCGGAUUUGAUGGUGCGGAUAUUACCUCGCGCGACUGCGAACCGAGCAGCUGCACCGGAUCGAUUUCUGAGCCCGGAAGAGUCCUUGUUUGCUUUGAUUGAUCAGUAUUAUCCCGGAGGACAAACUGUUGAGGAAGCUCUUGUUAUUGAAGCGCCUACUCGCCGGACACCAAUCAAACCGUCGCCUCGCCAGUCGUUCUACUACCAUGCAGAGCCGGGUGAACAUAGCGAAUACUUUCCGCUUAUGCCAGUCCCAAUCAAUGUGGGGACACCCCCAGGUCAUCCAGCAAGCUCUAGUAAUAGCAGUGCGGGUGCAGCUCAUCAAACUCCUGCCAUGUCUGUCCUUACAACAGGUAAAGUUCCUCCUCUUCCGUCACCAGGAAGCCGUCCCAAUCGACACUCGCGAAGGCCUCCAUUCGCCCGACACACGACCGCUUCGCCAACUGCGCUGGUGUCCAAAGAUACAAAUCUUGCCGUCAACGGACAAGCAGCUUCCUCACAACCGUCUUUGCCUACGCCACCAGCGCCAGCUGUUCCUUCAGAUUCACCAACACACCCUGCGCUUAACACAGUAACCAGGACGGCUUCUCCCCGUCCGGCACGUAGAGCAAAGAAGCUAUCUUCCCCGAAUCCAGGGGCUUUUGGGGGGUUGAUCGAGGGCACAGUCCCACCAAUCAAUGUGCUUAUUGUCGAGGACAAUGUCAUUAACCAGAAACUACUCGAGGCUUUCAUGAAACGUCUCAGUGUCCGAUGGCAGUGCGCUCCAAAUGGUGAAGUGGCAGUUAAGAAGUGGCGGCAAGGAGGGUUCCAUUUGGUUUUGAUGGAUAUUCAGCUUCCUGUAAUGAAUGGACUGGAUGCGACGAAAGAAAUACGGCGGUUAGAACGGUUGAAUGGGAUCGGUGUUUUCUCCAAGACGGCUUCUGGCCGGUCGAGUGCUACGCCUUCGUCUUCUAUACCGGCUGACUGCCCGUUGAAAGAGGAAGACACCUUGCAGGAUUUGUCGUUGUUCAAGAGUCCGGUGAUUAUAGUGGCAUUGACAGCCAGCAGUUUGCAAAGCGACAGGCAUGAGGCUCUAGCGGCUGGCUGCAAUGACUUUUUGACCAAGCCCAUUGGAUUCCCGUGGUUGGAACAAAAAGUAACCGAAUGGGGCUGCAUGCAAGCUUUGAUUGAUUUCGAAGGCUGGCGGAAAUGGAGAGGAUACGAAGAUUCACCACGAGGUAUUGGCGCUACAUCGGAAAAACCAGCGUCGACGAAUUCUCCAUCACGUCUGCGAAAUAACGCUGCAAUUCACGCCGUCAAAGUCUCAGCCAGCGACUCCACCAAAAAAGAGAGCGCAAAAGUCUCAGUCAUUGAACCAGAUGCCUCGGGAAGCAGCAGCAGCAAGGACGAAGAUAUUGAAGUUCCCAUGCCUCAAGGACUAGCCCAAGAACUAAAAGCAGCAGAACCAUCGAAAUCAUCCACAAAUGGGGUGUGACAAUCACUGAGUCGGAGAUUUGCUACACCGAUUGAGCGAAUCCGAAAGUUGUUUCGAUAGCGUGACGAGAUGAUUUGCAUUACAUUGCAUUUGCAUUUGUCUAUUGCAUUUAUGCAUCAAUAACUUUUUUUUUCUCCUUUUAACAUGCCUUUUUUUUUUCCCUAACUCGUCAUACUCUAUGUUUUGUGAUGAAUUUAUCUCAGAUACCCAUUCUCGUACUGUUCUUGCUUCAAUCUCAUUACGAAGGUUAUUCGACAUUGUACAUUUACAUCGACUAUCUCUUCUAAUCGUUUCAGCCUUGCUAUCUCUCUCGACUGGAAAGGGGUCCUGCAAAGAUGCGCAUACGUAUACGACUCAAGUGUAUCAGUUUGUUCCUUUAUAUUGUUUAUAUAACUACUCUUUUUCCAAAUAUACGAUGGGAAUAUAGGGGUUUUCAUAU
Talaromyces stipitatus ATCC 10500 is the source of this 2053-nucleotide messenger RNA. RefSeq names its product response regulator, putative. Bases 1 to 1614 code for a protein of 537 amino acids. Lineage: Eukaryota; Fungi; Ascomycota; Eurotiomycetes; Eurotiales; Trichocomaceae. Gene Ontology annotation, biological process: osmosensory signaling via phosphorelay pathway. The transcript is spliced from 3 exons. The record is from RefSeq and is a predicted model, not a curated record. Gene Ontology annotation, cellular component: Mcs4 RR-MAPKKK complex. Gene Ontology annotation, molecular function: phosphorelay response regulator activity; protein kinase activator activity.